AUGGCGUGCCACAAGGUGACGGUGGGCGGUUGGCCUGCAGCGCUCCUGGUCCUGGAGCGUCGCGGAGACUCCUCUCCCACGGUGAGGACCGACGCCCUUUCGCCCGCGUGCACCGCGCGGGAGCGACGAGAUGAGCGGGAGCCACAGGACUGCGUGCUGGUGCACCACCUUCCAGCACAGGCGCCGGCGCAGCCCCUGAUGGACCUGUUGCUGAACCUUUGGCCCAGUCACUUCCCGACCGUCUCAGUGGCGCGGCGCGUGUGUGCUCGCGCACGCGUGUGGAUCAAGGAGGUGAAGGAGAUGAGAGACACCAGCGUGCGACAAGCAUGGUGGAGCGAGUCGUUGGCCGCUCCGCAGACGAUCGUUUUUCUGCCGGACUAUCCGCGGCGGAGUCCUCACGAGACCAAGCUGGAGGUCCUCUUUGAAGAUGAGCACCUGGCAGUCGUGGUCAAAGAACCAGGACUUAGGUUGCACGGUGGUGUGCGCACCUUGGCCAACAUGCUGGCGGCCAAAGAGCAGCCUUCCUUGAGCCCUUCCAUGCAGGAGGAUGCGUUGGCGUCCGCCAUCCCGCUACAUUUCUUGGAGGCGGAAAUCGGCGGCCUCGUCCUCUGUGCUAAGACCGCCACGGCAGCCGCUCUCUCCGCGCGUGGAGAGAGUGCCGGCUAUAGCUUGCGGCGGCGCUUCCGGGGGAUCUUCUGUGGCAUGGUAGAAGGGAGUGAGCGAGGAAUGCUCUGA
Durusdinium trenchii is the source of this 735-nucleotide messenger RNA. NCBI's taxonomy places the organism in Eukaryota, Dinophyceae, Suessiales, Symbiodiniaceae. The record is from the annotation of a GenBank genome assembly.